AUGUUGGCAGAGCGCAUCGCAGGCAUGAUGGACAGUCUGAAGGAUGAGAUGGUUUCAAUGUGGCGAGAUCAAGAACAACGUGGCUGUUUGAUCACCGAGCUGCACGACCAGCUGAAGACACAAACGAUGAAAGUACAAGACUUGGAGAAGCAAGUUGAGGAGCUCAAAGAGUUUCUUGCUUCUUUGCACAUUCCACACACUCCGGACAGUCAAGAGACACGAACCCCGCCAUGCCAAAGAUCGCCAGAGCAUUCCGAAUCUGACGGUGAGGCCGCAGAGCCUGGUCCUCCAGCUCCUGGACGAAGGAUGCUUGGGGACACCGCCAGCAAGAUGAGGAGGAGCAAGACGAGUAGACCAAGAUCUCGGGCAACAGAUCUUGGAGUAAGUCCAAGAAGUGGCCAAGUUCCUCCUGCAACUUUAUGGAUUGAAGCAAGUGCCGAUGCUCCUUGA
Molecule: messenger RNA, 450 nt
Organism: Symbiodinium sp. CCMP2456
Lineage: Eukaryota; Dinophyceae; Suessiales; Symbiodiniaceae
Source: the annotation of a GenBank genome assembly